Messenger RNA from Prunus mume (Japanese apricot), 1453 nucleotides. Its product is annotated as plant UBX domain-containing protein 10-like. The record is from RefSeq and is a predicted model, not a curated record. Lineage: Eukaryota; Viridiplantae; Streptophyta; Magnoliopsida; Rosales; Rosaceae. Gene Ontology annotation, cellular component: endoplasmic reticulum. Gene Ontology annotation, molecular function: ubiquitin binding. Gene Ontology annotation, biological process: ERAD pathway.
AAAUAAAGGAACAAUGAAACUGACUGCUGCUUGUUUGUUCAUAAACUAUAUAUCUCAUUUUGUCUUACAAAGCCACAUUUUAAGCUCAACUAAUCUCACCAUCACUCUAAUAAGCAAAGAGCAAUUUCAACACUGUACUUUGUUUUUUUUCUUUCUUUCCAAUUUUCUGUUAUCCUUGGGGGAUAGUGUAGAUAGUUAACUAUGUCAUCGGCGAUGAGGGAAGGCGUAAGAUCAGCAGGAGAGGCCUCUCACAAUGGGAUUGUUCGCCGGAUGGUAAGCCUUCCCAGAAGCAUUAUAGGAGGAUUUUCAAGAGCCAUGGGUCAUCGUAUAGGCCUAAUAGGAAUAGGAGGAAGAAAAGCUCAAACUCUACCAUCAAACUUUCAACUGCAGCAUCCAGAAGAUCCCCUCAUUGGUCUAGAUGUAUCAGCUUUUCUACCUAGCCUUGAGCAGCAAUAUGGUACCAUGCAUCCAUUCUUUUAUGCUUGCCAUUUUAUGGAGGCCUUAAAGAUUGCAGAGGGUGAACACAAGUUCUUGUUUAUGUAUCUCCACUCACCGGAACAUCCCUUCACACCCUCUUUCUGUAGGGAGACACUGUCUUCAGAGCUGGUGGUGCAGUUUCUUGAUGCUAACUUUGUUUCCUGGGGAGCACUUGCUGAUAGAGGGGAAGGUCUACAAAUGGCUGCAACAAUGAACCCUUCUUGCUUUCCAUUCUGUGCUGUUAUAGCUCCUGCUCCUGGUGAAAGCAUAGCAGUGCUAAGACAGAUGGAAGGACCAAUUUCCCCAACUGAGCUGGUGGGGAUUCUGCAGAGGACUGUGGAGGAACAAGGGUCGGCUUUUCGUAGUUCAAAGGUCAAGCAGGCAGAAGCUAUAAUAGCAGACCGUCGUCUAAGAGAAGAACAAGACGCAGCAUAUCUUGCAGCUCUGCAGUUAGACAAGGAAAAGGAGAAGCUAAAGAAUCUACCUCCAGCAUACAGAGCUCAGAAACCAGCAGAAGCCCCUACCAAAGCGAAAAAUGAGAGACUUCAAAACUACCCUACCAAACAAGAGUAUGGAAAAACCAAAGAGGCUUCUAGUACAAGAGAAGCUCAAUACAAGGAGGUUGCAAAUAGGGGGAAGGAUCCUCAGGCUGCUGCACAGAUACUGAUAAGGUUUCCAAAUGGGGAAAGAAGAGAGCAGUGCUUCUUGUGCACAGACAAAGUGCAGUCAAUUUACAGAUACAUAGAUUCACUAGGCCUCCCUGGCAUAGCAAACUACAGAUUGAUUUCAAGCUUCCCAAAAAGAGUGUAUGGGGUUGACCAAAUGGGGAUCACACUCAAGGAUGCUGGACUGCAUCCAAGAGCAACCCUCUUUCUUGAACUUCUGUGACAUCAAUUCUUUCUAUAUUUUCACAACUACUGAAAACCAAAAUUGGCAUCCUUGUAAUCAAAAUUUCAAUCUUGGGUUUUUCUAUUAU